Messenger RNA from Ceratina calcarata, 7274 nucleotides. RefSeq names its product inhibin subunit beta (gene Actbeta). NCBI's taxonomy places the organism in Eukaryota, Metazoa, Arthropoda, Insecta, Hymenoptera, Apidae. The transcript has 5 exons. The coding region runs from base 1407 to 3155 and encodes 582 amino acids. Gene Ontology annotation, cellular component: extracellular region. Gene Ontology annotation, molecular function: growth factor activity; cytokine activity. The record is from RefSeq and is a predicted model, not a curated record.
ACAAGCGUGCUUCGGUCGUUAUAGGGAUCCUUUGGCGUUUCGUCGUUAUCGUAAAUGAUAUCGGCGAGCCAAGUAAUCGAGGGGAGGAAGGGGAACGCGAGGAUAGCACGGGCGAGCGAGUAAAAAGGGCCAAUUGCGAUUAAUUGGUGAAUCGGGAUACCUGCGAUCGGAACUCUGGAUUUGAAGGGGCGCGUGUCGAAGAGGAUGCACGCAAGAAGUACGAGCAGCCCGCGAGGAUUCGUACACGUCGGGAACACGCAUCGGUCGCGGUCGCGAUUCCUCUUCUACAGGCGGUAGAGAGAACAGGAACUGUUCGGUGAACGAAGAAGGACUUCCCGUGUGUGUGGAGAAUCCGGAUGCCGGCACGGAUGAUAGUCGCACGUCUAGCCGUUUCAAGCCUUUAAAUGGUGCAUCAUUCCGAGGACCUUAGCCGUAGUGAAACAUUAGGUACGCAUAGAAAGUGUCCGAGGAAAUCUAGAAGACCAUAGUGGUCCGUCGUAUUCGUCGUACGUGAGACCGAAUGUAAACGAUCGACAUCGAGAAGAGUGCCAUUCGUCCACAUGUAAAACUCGGUCAGAAGUUUUCGUUCGGUAGACGAUCGUAGGUGAGAUCGUGUUCGGUUCCCUUUGAGAAAGGGAAAUACGAACGAAGGAGGAACGAAGGAAGGAAGGAAGGAAGAGGGAAAUGCGUUCGCGGUAGAAAUCAUUGCUCUGCUCGAACACGGUGAAUCUUGUGCGGGGGUCUGCGGGUCGGCGACAGGGGGUCGAGAUCAGGGAGAGGAAGUGUCUUCGAAGGGCGGCGAGUUCGGAACGUUGACACGAGGGAACGGGACGAUACGGAGACGGACACGAGGCGCGGUUGCGAGAGACCGCGUAUCCGCGGACGGUGCAAACGGUGAAAACGAAAGCGCGAAUGGCCGAGAACAGGGUGAGCAGGGUGGUUACGGCGGUCCAUCUCGCGGGUGAGAUCGAUCCUGAGACAGCGACACCGGGUUGUUGUUGGUAAUGGGGGGUUUAGGCGAGAAUGCCUUCUCCCUGUCGCCGCCGUCAUCGUCGUUCACUACCUUCUCAACAGGUUCCCGUCGUGGCCGUCGCAGCCUCGUCUCGUUCAAGUAUCGUUGGCCAGGAACGAGGAGGACCCUUUGCACGGACGCACCCGUUCACCCGAACCCGGUCGUCGUCGCCACCGCGGGAUCGGCUCGCGUUACCGGUAGAUUUAGAGAUAGAAGCGAGCAGCGGAUCGGUGGUGGUGAUCGCCGAUCGAUACCGAUCGAUACCGGCGUCGAGGACAGCCGGCUCGGAGAAGCGGAAGAAGCGACGAAUCUCGGUGUCGAGGAGACGAAGAGGAGCGAAAGGAGCAGGAGAAGGAGGUGGUGGUGGGGGUGGACGAGGUGACUCGCCGCCGAGAUGCACCAGGUGUCGUACGGAGCAGGACUCAGUUCGAACGCCGCAGCAGCAGGUCGAAAAGAGAGGCUCUGGGGGAGGAAAGAACGCCGGGAACGGCAUCGCGGCCGUGGUCACCGUCAUCGUCACCGUCACCGGCGUGCCGGUGCAGUCGCUGUCCCCGCGACACCUUUCGAUCCCUCGAUCGAUCGCACCAGAUCGUGUCGAGAACAACGACAUCGUCUAUCGUCCACCUCUCGUGUCCCGUCCGGAUACAGAGGAUCGCUCCUGCCGUCCAACGUCCUCCUGAUAGGAUUGGCGCUCUGCUGCCUGACCCUGUCCCCGGUUGAACCGCGGCAGAACCAUCGCCAGACCUGCCCGGGGUGCCCGCAUCAACAACAACAACAACAUCAUCAUCACCAGCAACAACACGUUCACGAGGCCCACUACCGGGGCGGUGGUUCCGAGAGGAAGGAGACCGCCCCCCCUACCCCGGACGACCUCAGGCUAGAGGCCAUCAAACAUCAAAUUCUUUCGAAACUUGGCCUUACGACGCGGCCGGACGUGAACCGAACUUUGGCCACGGUACCUAAGCAAUUAGCCCUCGAGACCUUGUACAGAGCCGAGGCCCAGUCGUCGUCGUCGUCCCGUUACCCCUCGCCGGACGCCUCGGUCCGAAUCGAUCGCGAUCGCGAGAACGUCUACUCGGCCGAAUUCCUCUACGGUGCCGACGAGUACUCCUAUAAAAAUCUCGAUCAACGCGCCGACAGCUCCGCGAAGGAGAACGCGAGGAUCGCGUCCUCGUACCGGGGAUACGGGGAGCACGAGGGCCACGAUCCAGAAGAAGAGAUGGACGACUUCUACGCGAGGACCUCAGAGAUCAUCACGUUCGCUGAACCUGGGCGCACGCUGAAUGGGCAACCGUUGCUGGAAUUUCCAAUGUCGAGCGGCGAACCGGCCUUGGAACCCCUGAGAAUUAAGAGGGCAACGCUUUGGACGAGAGUCGAGUACAGGCACGCCCAUCGUUAUCAGCACCAUCGUCAGGGUCAAAUCAACCAAAGAAACAUCACCCUCUGGGUGUUCAGGGUACGCUGCGGUAACGUGACGCACUUGCGUGGAAAGGAGCUCGGCCAACACCUGGAAAUGGUGACGUCGCUCGCGGUGAACGUCGGACAACUGGGUUGGCUCAAGUUCGACGUUACCAAGGUCGUGAACAGUUGGUACACGACGAGCAGGGACAGGGACAAGUUGACGCUGCUCGUCGAUUGCACCGGAUGCGGUUCGCAGCACGUCUACGUGUCGACGUUCGACGGGCAAUCGCCGCGCGUGAUCGAGUCCUCCCUCGACGCGAAAGGUACGCAAGAUCCGGACAGGCCUUUCCUGGUCGUACGCACGGAUCCAGCGGCUGUGAAGCGUGUCAGAAGGCGUGCGAUCGAAUGCAGCGGCGCUAUAAAGGGCCAGUGCUGCAAGCAGAGGUUCUAUGUGAAUUUCGCUCAGCUCGGCUGGGACGACUGGAUAAUCGCCCCACAAGGGUACUACGCGAAUUACUGCAGGGGUGACUGCGCGGCCGGGCACAGGACACCGGACACUUUUCUCAAUUAUUACACCCACGUGAUCGAGGAGUAUCGCAAGAUGGAUCGACUGGCUGGCAUGCAACCGUGCUGCGCACCCCUCAAGUUUUCACCGAUGUCGCUGAUCUAUUACGGUCCCGACUCCAACAUCAUUAAGAGAGACCUGCCGAAGAUGGUGGUCGACGAGUGCGGCUGUCCUUAAACCUCCGCCCGAUCCGCGUCCAAUUGCGGUUCGACCGGCGCGGUGUCGCCGUCGGAGCGACGACGCCUCGAAUUUUUACCUAACGUUCUUUUCGACGUUCCGUUCGCUCUUACUCGCUUAUUAUUAUUAUCAUUAUUAUUAUCGUUAUCGAGGAGACCUCGUAUCGAAGCGGAUCUCUCUGCUACUCGUCAUCGGCCGAUGCCGUGACAGAGACGUAGGGGCGGGAGUACGCUCUCGAGACGGUCCAAGUACGUCUGUGUAUAAAUAUUAGAAGACCGUUUUUCUCUCGUUGGCUUCGACGUUCUCGUUCGAACGAAACGAAUUCCUUGGUUUCGUGCGCGUGACCGUCGGUUUUAGGUGACGGCUAGAUGAACCGACGCGGUCCGCCUGCGAAUUAACAGCACGUUCGAACUUUUCGUCGUGAAAUUUCUAGCUAGUUCAAUGAAGCUGAAUUAUUUACGCGUUAUUAUACUGAUAAGAGUCGCCUCACGGCGAGGACAAGGGAGAAGACAGAGUGUGCGUGUGUGUGCGUGUGUAUGAGAGAGAGAGAGAGAGAGAGAGAGAGAGAGAGAGAGAGAGAGUAAGAGGUGACAAAAAUCUCGGGAAGAACGACGACCAAGUGGGAAGAGUAGAGAACGAGGGCGAACAGUUUGGUCGGCUCUACUGCCACCAGUUUAAAGUACGAAUGCCUCGUUUCUACGUGGUUAUUAGACUGUUAACUGGGAAUGACGAGAGUCGACACGUCUGCUAGCGUUUCCUUACGUCCAUUACGGUCUUUCGCUUUUUAACGUAUCGCGACACGUCCGCACUCUAAAAUUACAUUCCUUCCCCGACCUUUGCUGACCGAUUCCCGUACCAAAAGAGAUUCCGUCGAGAAAAGCGCUGCCCAGUUAACAGACGAGCGCAGUCGCGAUGAAACGAAAGAAAGUCAGUGAGAAAACUAAUGAAAGUAAAAAAAAAAACAAAAAAAGAGUGAUUCCAUAUUUACGAUUUAUGUAUUACAUAUGUAUAUUAUAUACACGUAUAGACGCGCGAGGUGAAUCAGCCGAGUAUAAAUAUUUAAAUAGGAGCGUAAAGUUUACGUGUACGCGUGUUACCGUUCACGUCUGAGAUUCAAUUAACGGGAUCCGGGCGUUAACGAUAACAUCUACGACGCGACUCAAUCUGAUUGCCUUGUUUUUUAUGCGAAACGUUUGAAAGUAUCGGAGAGGAUCGACGUAAAUCGAAUUAAAAGGUAUUAUCAUGAAACAUGCAUGCGUGCAUAAUAGGUCUGUACGUACGCGCGUACGCGCGACACCGGACGCGUGUACGCGUGGACGUAUCUACGUGUGUACGCGUGCGCGCGUGUGUCAUAUAAAUAUAAAAAGAGUGAAAUGUAAAUGCAUACACACGAAGGACGAUAUGUUCAAACUACCGGGGAUAGUAGAACUCGUGCUGGUUUGGGUGGGGUUCUUGCGUUCAACAGUUCAAACAGCUGCCGACAAGAGGGUUGUUAUUAUUUAUUGUUCGAAUCGAACGGAACGCGCGUGUCUGGUGUCAUAGUUCCCUGAACGAAAAGGGAAGCGACGGGAACAUCGCGCGCGUGUGUAUAAAUCCAAUACAUCUCGAAGAACUCGACGACGAAGUCUCGCGGACCGUGGGGUUUCGCGCGUGCGUUCGUAAAAAAUCUUCUACACAUUUCAAUUCGGCUGUAUGGGAAUUUGAUUUUGCACGAGGAUCCACUCAUGAAUUUCGUUCGCACGAAAGAGUACGCGCGUUCGCUAAAUUCGUAGCGUGCGCACGUCCACGCGUGAACAAGUGUACGCGCAACGUACCCCACGCGAUACUACGCGGAUCGCGUAUGAAAUACGCGAGCCUCGCCGGGAGACGAGAAUCGAGUUUCUGCAUUUACCGCGAUACUCUUUCGACGCUCUUUCUGAACUUAUACACGUAUUUAAUCGAACGAAAGAGUUUAAUAAAAAAACGCGCGUGUGCUCGCGAAAAAAAGUACUUACCGAGGCGAAAACCGAGGUUCGAACGGCGCUCGGAAGGAUUACAAAUAAUGAACAAUACAAAAUGACAAUAAUUAAUCGACGGUCUCGAAGAAGGCCUCGAACAACGGGACAACAAUUUUUUUAGGCGAACUAGCACGUAUUGGUCCACAACGUUUCUCCCCCUUAGACUUUUCAUUGGCUCACCGAGACCGAGGCGCGAGAUUUUUCACCAUAAUUAUUAUAUUAUAUAUUAUAUUAAAAAGAAAAAGAAAAACGAUCGAUAUUGUAUGCGCGUCGCGAUAGACGAGCCGAUCGAACGAAGAGACACGGUGAUUUUUAAAACACAAGAGAUGUGCGCGUAUAUUGAAAACUACACGUGGGGUCGGGUCGACCCACGCAGCCUUACUGGGCCUUACUAAAAUAUCGUAUCUUUGCAUCAUUAUUAAAAACUGUAUCUAUUAAUGUAACGAUAAAGCUUAAAUAUUUAAACGAUGAACGAACGAACGAACGAUCGCAGGACUGUGUGCAGUAAAAGAUGACGGAGGAUUGACGGUGAGGGGCGACAGAGAACGUGCAAGAACGAGGAGAGGACGAGAUAGGACGUGUUAUCCGCGUCUGAUCUGUUCGAUCUGUUCGAAUCUGAAAGGAGAAAAAUCGACGUGUAACAUAGUAGAUACGGACGGGAAAGGUUUUCGCGGAAGAAAGUAAAUAAGUAAUCGAUUAAAAAGGAUGGGAAACCGGAAUAUAUGAGAAGUAGCAGUCCGGUUUUUCGACGCCGAUCGUCAGCGUGUUCCUUUCGGAAUCGGAAAUUCUGUGCAAAUGAAGAACGAUAUUUUUUUCAUGAGAAGCAUGUAGUAGAAACGACGAGAUAAACGUAGCAAAAAUGUAUGGAUGCAUCCGGACGAGAGAAGGGGCGGGGGGGGGAGAGGCUAAUAGGUAGUAGGGUGAAAACGAGAGCGUUUCGAGUUCCGUCGCUUGCCUAAUCACAAAAGAUGAAAAUAAAAGACUAAUUGCGUCCAAAGUAGAGUUUUAUAAAGCUAAGCGCACGUUCCGGUGUCGUCGGAGCUUUGGCAGCACCUCAGUCUCCUUUAUUUUUUCCACAGUCAUCGCGCUCUGUCCUUUGCUUGUAACAAUUCACGUACCAUAGACAACACCAUCGCCACUGUUCGCCAUCGCUACUCUAGCCAUCGCUAUCCUUUCUUACCAGUACGUCCCGGAAAAUUAUGAUUAGAACCGACGGUGAGCACCACCAAUUACGAGUCUCGUUUCUAAUCUAUCGUUGCCGUCGCCACCGUUAUACGAUCAAUGCCACUGAAUCAGUGACAUCUCGUAUACUUCCAAUCGCUAGCACUGUCCUCAUUGCGUACUAUUUGUUAUCAAUGCUACGAAGAAUAAAACAUUUUCCUAUCGUCCCGAUCAUCGUUUCCACUGUCAUUAUCGCUAGAACUCGACGAGUUAACAAUUUAAACCCGAAUAGUCACGAACGCCAUUGUAACAUCAUUAUCGCUAAUAACGCCGGCCCUGCUGCUCUUGUCGCUGCUGCUGCUGCUGCUGUUGCUGUUGCUGUUCACGUUGCUGCUUUUGCUUCUGCUUCUGCUUCUUCUGCUGCUGCUGCUGCUGCUGCUGCUGUUGCUGCUGUCGUUCUUACAUAUUCUAGCGAUCUAAUCGUGCUGCUGCCAUUGUGACUAUUGAUACCCUCAGAUAUUAAAUAUAUAUUAUAUACAUACAUUAUAUCAUCUUUAUUACCGUUUGAUUUUUCAAAAAGAAUAUUUUUUCGCGGGAGGGGGAGGGGGGAGACGGUAGGGUUUAAGCCAGGAGCACGUAAGGGUCUCCGCAAAGCCUUCAACAAGCUCAAGGACUGUGUUUAUUAUCCAACUUUAUUGUAAAAUAAAACGGUAACGAUGCCGAUAAUAAUAACGACUAAUAUUAAUACCGAUAUUAAAUACACUAGCGUUACUAAUAACAAUAAGUACAAUGAUAAUAAUAAAAAUAAUUAUGAGGAUAAAAAACGAUAAAAUGAAGACGAUAAUUAUGAGGAUUAACCCUGUUACGAUUAAUAUCUUACUGUUACGGCAACUAUUACUACUACUCCUACUACUACUCCUACUACUACUAGUAAUAUUAAUAAUAAUACUCCUAUUACUAC